This is a messenger RNA of Podospora anserina S mat+, 939 nucleotides long. RefSeq lists its product as uncharacterized. The record is from RefSeq and is a predicted model, not a curated record. Lineage: Eukaryota; Fungi; Ascomycota; Sordariomycetes; Sordariales; Podosporaceae. Gene Ontology annotation, cellular component: mitochondrion. Gene Ontology annotation, biological process: mitochondrial respiratory chain complex I assembly; iron-sulfur cluster assembly. Bases 1 to 939 code for a protein of 312 amino acids. The transcript is spliced from 2 exons. Gene Ontology annotation, molecular function: ATP binding; ATP-dependent FeS chaperone activity; 4 iron, 4 sulfur cluster binding.
AUGCCAACAAAACUCCCCCCUUCGACCCUGUUGGUCCCCAGGAGGUUCUUCUCAUCAACCACGCCAAAACAUAGCCAUGAGAACCCUCUUGGCCUCCCCCAAAAAGGCACCAUCCCCCGCUUCCAACGCGGCCUCCCAGCCAAACGCCCCAUCCCCUCCGUCGCCCACAUCAUCGCCAUCUCCUCCGCCAAAGGGGCUGUAGGCAAAUCCACCAUCGCAGCCAACCUCUCCCUCGCCUUCACCCGCCUAGGCCACCGCACCGGCCUCCUCGACACCGACCUCUUCGGCCCCUCCGUACCAACCCUCUUCUCCCUCAACUCCCCCCCGAACCUCACCCCCAAAAACCAGCUCAUCCCCCUGACCAACUACGGCGUCAAGACAAUGUCAAUAGGGUACCUCAUCGGCUCCGAAUCCGCCCCCAUCGUCUGGCGAGGACCCAUGCUUCUAAAGGCUAUACAACAACUCCUACACGACGUGGACUGGUCGCCUGGGUUGGAUGUUUUAGUUCUUGACCUGCCGCCUGGGACGGGUGAUGUUCAAUUGUCGAUCACGCAGCAGAUACCACUAUCGGGGGCGGUCAUCGUCACGACGCCGCACACGCUGGCUGUCAAGGACGCUGUGAAGGGGGUGGAGAUGUUUGAAAAGGUGGAUGUACCUGUUUUGGGGUUGGUGCAGAAUAUGAGUUUGUUUACUUGUCCCUGUUGCAGCACAAAGACACCUGUGUUUGGGGGGACGGAGGGGGUGAAGAAGAUGUGUGAGGAUUAUGGUAUGGAGUUUUUGGGGGAUGUACCGCUCCAUCCUAAUAUCGGGGAGGAUGCGAGCAGAGGGAAGCCGACGGUGGUGGCGGAGCCGGAGUCGGAGAGGGCGGGGGUGUUUAUGGAUGUUGCGAGAAGGUUGGGGGAGAAGAUUGGGUUGGGAGGGGGGGGGGGGACCAGGUGA